Ooceraea biroi (clonal raider ant) is the source of this 6989-nucleotide messenger RNA. RefSeq names its product cadherin 74A (gene Cad74A). The record is from RefSeq and is a predicted model, not a curated record. Gene Ontology annotation, molecular function: calcium ion binding; cadherin binding; beta-catenin binding. NCBI's taxonomy places the organism in Eukaryota, Metazoa, Arthropoda, Insecta, Hymenoptera, Formicidae. Gene Ontology annotation, cellular component: plasma membrane; catenin complex. Gene Ontology annotation, biological process: cell migration; multicellular organism development; homophilic cell-cell adhesion.
UUAGCCCUUUGACUGGUUAGGUCGAGCGCACCGUCGAGGGUCACCCGACACCCCGGCCAGCAAAUGGAGAAAAAAGGCUCGCCCCUCAUCGUCGUCGUCGCUGCUGGAACGGGCUGCGUUACCGGGCGCAGACUAUAGACUCUCCUUACUCCGAGGCGCGCGCGAGACUUCUCUCUCUCCAUACCUUCCACUCCCGUGGCUGAGGCCGCAUACCUCCUUAGGAUGCAGUGUAGACCUGUCCAUUGGCUGGCAGACACCGGUCGGUUCUCUUUUCGACUCGACGAAACGACGCCGACAAUUCGAUGAGACCGACUGGGUAGAAGACACGCUCGUUCCUGCGCGUCCUUUUGCUUACUUGUCCGCAGGUGCGUCAUGCGGAUCCGCGGACGCGGUUUUGCGAGGGUGUUCGAGUGAGCGCAGUAACGGGGCACAGACCGACGUAGUGCGCGGGAAUAUCAGCACGUGCGGUGUCGUGACACGAUGAGGUGAUAACCGCGUUGUGCCAGCGCGUCGACCUCGCGGAGCGAUUCUGGAAGGUUCUCCACGUGUCGUAAUCCGCGCGAUGCACACACGGUCAUCGUCGUCACGGUUUUCGCAUCCCGCAGCUUUCCGCGUUACUCUGGACUGCUUGCUGUUGGAGAAACCGGAAUCAGCCGUGAACGAAGUUCGAAGAAAAACGGAGAAAACGUGGACGAAGGAUGAUCGCUCAGACUUGUAAAAAGUGACAUCAACUUCCAUGAGUUUCCAGCAAGAACCUGGCAGAAACUUUCAACCGCGAGAACAUGCAGCUAUACCAUGGUCAAGCAACCACCUUGCUCGCGAUCGCCGCACGAGCCGAUCGCAGGUGACGAUGUGGACGAUUUUGCUGCUACUGGUCUCCACUUGGUGUUCGUCAUGGGGCCAGGUGAUAAACAGGGCACCCCACUUCAUACAAGGUGGAGACAUGGCCAGAUUGGCCGUGUCGGAAGGCACGCCGCCUGGUGCCCCCGUCUACACCCUCCAGGGCGAAGAUCCUGAAGAAUCCAGAUUACAUUACUCCAUCAGCGGAGAAUACUUCACCGUCAAUCGAGAUACGGGCGUUGUGAUUCUCAGGAAAGCGUUAGACAGGGAAACGCAAGACCUUAUCGAAGUUAUUAUCAGUAUAACAGACGAAGGUAUCGCCGGCUCAGAACCUAACACGGUGUCACUCCGUCGCGAAAUAGCGGUGCUCGACGAGAACGACAAUCCGCCGGUCUACCAUGGUCGGCCGUAUGCGGCCAGAGUGCCGGAAAGUGCGCUUGUAGGUGGCCUGUUGCUUCCUUCGGGCACCAUCACGAUCACGGAUCGGGAUGGUGGAGUGAACGCCGACAUUCACGUGCAGUGCGUAGCGGCGUCGCGCGACGACGACGUCUGCGAGGUCUUCGAGGUCUCCACGGAAAAGCUCGCCGAGGGCAGAUACGACGUGCAGAUCACGCUGGCGAAACCGUUAGAUUACGAGAGGAGAAAUUCGUAUUUGAUUAAUCUGCUGGCUGUCGACGGUGCCAACGAUCCGUUGAAGCGAUUGCAGGCCAGAGCGACCGUUGCCGUUGACGUUCUCGACGUUCAGGAUCAGCCACCCGUUUUCCUGAACGCGCCUUACAGUGCGGCGCUUCCGGAGAACACCGCAGCUAAUCACAUAGUCCUGGUGGUGCGAGCGCGUGACGGUGACACGGGCCAAUCCAGGAGUCUGCUGCUGACGUUGGAGGAUGACGACGCAGGCCACUUCGAUCUCGAGGUAUCCCGCAAUGGUGAUGUCACCGUGGGCAGGCUGGUCACUACCAACGUGUCCCUCGAUCGCGAGAAUCCUAAGAUCCUGCAGAACGGCGGCAUUUACACCUUCCAAGUCAGGGCCACCGAACUGAUCAACAAUGAGAUCCCGGCCGACACCGCGACAUCGGCUAUUACGAUUGUCGUCACGGACGUGGACGACCUGGUACCCGUUUUCAACGAGGAUUACUUCAGCAUCAGGAUCUCCGAAGACAUUGGAAAGGACACUCCUCUUCCAGGCUUGAACAUGAUUGUGAGCGACGGUGACGUGGGCGACAAUGCCAAGUAUUUCCUGGCGUUGCGGGACGCGCCGGGGUAUCCGGGAAUCAGCAAAGCAUUCAUUGUCAGUCCCGAGGAAGCUCAAGGCCGAGUGCCGGUAGUGAUCAAGGCCAAGAACGUCAAUGUGCUCGAUUACGACGUCGACGAUCCCGCAAAGAGGGAACUGGAGUUUGAAGUCGUCGCGACUGUAGCGAGCGAAGUAGUGGCUACUUCCAGAGUGCACAUUCAGUUAUUAGACGCCAACGAUCACAGCCCCGAGUUUUCCCAAUCGGUGUACAAGCUCUCAGUCUCGGAAGACGCGGAGCCCGACACUCACUUUGGUGACGUUCACGCAAAAGACGAUGAUAGUGGUUCCUUCGGCGAGUUAACGUACACAUUACGAGGCUUCGGCGCGGACAAAUUCGCCACCGAUCCGCAGAUGGGCGGGAUAUCCGUAGCGAAGAAGCUGGAUUACGAGGUGCAGAAGUCCUACUCUUUGACGAUGGAGGCAAAGGACGGCGGGGGUCGCGUAUCCGCGGUCAACAUUCUCAUCGAACUCGACGAUGUCAACGACAACGAGCCGGUGUUUGAGCAAGCGGAAUACUCCAGGACGGUACGCGAAGAUGCUACCAGCUUCGAGCCCCAGAUGUUCGUGAGGGCGACUGACGUCGAUGGACCGAGCCAGGGCAAUGGAAGAGUCGUGUACUCCAUCAGCCGGCACAAUAGUAUGACAAACGACGUCUUCAAGAUUAAUCCGGACUCAGGCGAGGUGACCAUGUCGAAACCGGUCCGUUCCGGGGACACCGAAAGAGGCAUCUACGAAUUGAUGAUCCGUGCGACCGACUUUGGAACACCGUCAUUGUAUUCCGAGGCGAAGCUGCUUGUUCGCGUUGGAGUGCCCGGGAACCAGAAGCCCAUCUUCCGAGGGAACUACAAGUCGAACCUACCUGGUCCGAAUACUUACCGGGCGAGGCUCUUGGAGAACGCGUCGCCCGGAACGGAAGUUAUUCGCGUCGUUGCCAAUGAUCCUGAUGGCAGGGAUAAUUUGCUGCAGUAUUACAUCGCGUCCGGUUCCAAGGAUAAUUUUGUCAUCGAUUCCAGUUCUGGUAUCAUAACUGUGUCACCUGACGCUCGCUUGGAUCUGGAGACCGGCGGUGAUAAGUACGAGGUGAUCAUAUAUGCGGUUGAUUCUGGCACGCCCGUCAAGGAAACUGCUACUACUACCGUUACAGUGAAUAUUAUCGAUGUGAAUAAUAAGCCGCCGACGUUCAAUGAAUCAACGUACCAGGUUUACGUCUCGGAACGUGCAGCCAUCGGUGAAUCUGUGUUGAAGGUGUCAGCGAGCGAUCCCGACGCGGACGCGUAUCUGGAGUACUCCCUAGUGGAACCGAUCAGGGCCGUCGACAAGACCGGCGUAGCCUUGAAGAGCACCACUCCGUACGACUACAAAUCAGCGUUUCGAAUAAAUUCCGCGACCGGCUUGAUAACAGUUAAUCGAGGUUUGGAUUAUCAAGUGGCCGCUGUUAUAAUACUGACGGUACAGGCGCAGGACUUGAAUGCCGUCGUCGACAAGGAUAGGCAGAUGGCGAAGGUGGAGGUGACAAUCUUCAUCCAAGCUUACAGCGACGACAAUCCGACGUUCACCAAUCCUGGAUGGUCACCGAACAAUCCGACUGUAAAGAUCACGGUUCCGGAGGAGCAACCGCUGGGCACCACAUUGUUGAUGUUGUCGGCAAAAGAUCCGACAACGGGACAGCCGGUUAAGAGAUUCGAGCUGGUGAGAGAAGACGACGACGAAGGCUACGUUAACGUAGGUGUUCAAAGCGGCAACGUGGUGUUGAGUAAAAGGCUGGAUUACGAAGAGCUGAAUCAGAAGAUUAUCCGCUUCAAAGUGCGAGCACUCGGCAGGGACUACGAUAUAACGCGGAAAAUGUCAGAGGCUAACGUAAUCGUCGAGAUUCAAGACAUCAAUGAUAACAGUCCAAUCUUCAGUCAGAAGGAUUACAAGAUUUCUGUACUGGAAUCGACAAAACCCUCGAAGAUUGUCCUGAACGUGAAAGCGAUGGAUAUGGACUGCUCUAAUACCGAGCAGGAAGUCAAAAGAGGAUACGGAGAAGUGAGAUACUCCUUGACGGGCGAAAACGCUAAUCUUUUCGAAGUAGAUCCGAUAACAGGCAACAUUCAGAUUGCCGCUAACACGAGUCUCGACAGAGAGAGACAAUCGGUCCUUCGUUUCUACGUAGUAGCAUCGGAUAUGCCACAGGGCGGUGCCGAGCAACGAAGUAGUCGAGCCUUGGUGACAGUCGAUGUUCUCGAUGUCAACGACAACGCUCCCAGCUUCGAACAGGACUCGUACACCGCGGUGAUCCCGGAGAACGCACCGGUGGGAAUCAGCGUGGUGAAUAUCACGGCUUCUGACCCGGAUGAAGGCGAAGGUGGAAUGAUUCACUUUGAGAUCAUCGACGAGGGUGAAGCUAACGGAUUGUUCAAAAUCAACCACACAACGGGCGAGAUUUACUCAGCACGAGCCUUGACAGGCAAAGGCAGAACAGAGCCUUACAACAUGCGAGUGCGGGCACAGGACGGUGGCAAGACGGUGACUUUGUACGCAGACGUAAGCCUAGUUCUGUAUAUCGGUGACGUGGUGAGCAACGAUGGUGUGCCGCUGUUCAUCAGACCGACGUUGGAGGAGAUGGCCUACAUCGCCGAAAAUUCUACCCUCGGCAGUCCAGUGUUCCAAGUAGUAGCUUCUGAUCCCGAUGACCCGAAUCUACCGAACGGUAGGAUCACCUUCCGCUUUCUGGAAGACGGCAACUUCGGCAAAGACGCGAGUGCAUUCCGGAUCAACAGUGAGACUGGGCUGAUCAGCACACGCAAGCUACUCGACAGAGAGACCAAAGACAGCUAUACACUGAUUCUGGUGGCACAGGAUCUUGGCGAUCCGCCACAGCAAGCGACUAGGGUGCUCCAGGUGAUCGUGAACGACAUCGACGAUCACAAGCCGCACUUCAAGCGCAGCCUGGACAGUCCGCCGAUCGAGCUGAAUGUCUUGGAAGAGAUGCCGGUAGGCAGCAAGGUUGGCGUGAUCGAGGCGAUUGAUGAGGACAUUGGCGAGAACGGAAUGAUCGAUUACGAGAUCGUGUACGGGAACGAAGCGGGUCUCUUUGUGGUGCAGCGAUUGGGGAACAAUUCUGCCAUCAUCAAGUCCAACGGCCGUCUCGAUCGAGAGACCGCCGAGUUCCACUUGCUGACUGUCAAGUGUUUCAAGUACUCCCGGAAGCGAUCAGACAUAGUACCGAAACCGUACAACAGACAGGAUCCCUCGGAGCGUCAGGUGCUCGUCAAGGUGCUGGACAUCGACGACAACCGACCGCGCUUCAAGAAGGACAACGUGACGUUAGGUGUUCGGUUGAACGUGCCCAUCGACACUAGCCUGAUCACUCUGGAGGCCUACGAUGCCGAUUCCAGCGCUCUGCGCAUCAAUUACAACAUGAGCAAGGUGUCCUUCACGUCCCUGGUCGAUCCUUCCAUGUCGAAGCGUGAGAUUCCGUCGCAGUUGUCGCUGAACUCGCGCACUGGCGAAUUCAGGACGACCGGGUCUAUGGCAGGUUACGCGGAUGGCUUCAUGGAGAUGAUCGUGACGGCGAACAAUUCAGGGACGCCUGGACGCGAGACCAACAUCACCUUGAGGAUCUUCCUGCUGCGCGACCGCGACAUGCUGAAGUUCGUGUUCUCGAAACCGCCGGUCGAAGUCAGGAAGACAUUGGAGGAUUUCGAGAGAGCGGUUCAGCAAGCCCUCUCGCUGCCUAUCAGCAUCAACGUCUACGACACGCAGUUUUACUCGAAGGAGGACAACUCUCUGGACUUCUCGUCGACCAGUUCAUGCUUCCAGAUGGUCGGCAAGGAGUCGUAUGACCUGGACGAGAUGCGGGCGCUAUUGACCGACCCAAGAAAUGAAGAAUUGAAGAAGGUGUACAGAAUGUACCACGUGGAGAAAGUGCAGCAUUGCGCUGCCUUGGUGGCGCGUGCAGACGCCUCCAUGACGCAGAUGUGGGUCCUGGCCAUCGCCGUCCUCGUCGGAGUUGCUGCCAUAAUUUCCAGCUGUACAUUGUGCUGCAUGCAUUCCAAAUACAAGCGGCAAGUGAGGCACGCACGUUUGCGCGAUCAACCACGACCGCCUCUCAGUUACGUGUCUUCCGGACCAGCCAUGGUCAGUGCUGGAUCCCAUACGACUUUGGGCCCGGGCACCAUGGUCACGCUGGGCCCGCACGAGGGACCAUACGAAUGGGGCGCCGAUACAACGCUUUACCAUCCAAGCACGCUGGGUUCAAGAACGUAGAGAUCAGACGGAAAUUGCAAAGUGUUUCUUUCAAACUGCAUUGACUUUUUCUUAAACAAAAUUUGCAGUUAACAAUUUCAGCGCGAUAUAUAAUAAUUAGACGAUCAAGCGUUUUAUAUAAACCGAAAAGCAUUUAAUUUUAAAUUAAUUCUAAAUUUAUCUUGAGGAAGCUUCAAUUAGCAUAUGUUGUUCCGACUUUUGUUAUUAGCAUUAAAUCGAGAAUAAUAUUGUUGCUAAGAAAACAUUGAUUAAAGAAAGUUUACAAUGUUAAUUAUAUUUUGGAAUAGUGUGUAUGCAAUCUCGAUGAAUCUAAAAAAUGACUUAGUGAAAGGUGCGUGGGAAGAUACAAAAUUGCAUACAAUGUGUAAUUUAUAAACUUAAUGAAAAGCUGAGAAAACAUAUCGAUGGUGCUAUAUUCGUAAUGUAAAAAAGUGAUGUGCGAGUAGGACACAUGUGACAAAGUAUAAAAUGCGCUUGUAAAAUGCAAUAGUUUGUAAGUAAUUUUAAGCCUACCAAUUUGUAUAUUUUACUUAUUACUACGUUAGCUGUGCUGUUAAGAAAUCGUUCUCUACUGUAAUAUAAUAAUAUAUAAGACAAAAGAAAAUUG